AUGACAACAGUAAAGAACAGGACAGAAGUGACACAGUUCAUUCUGCUGGGACUCACUGAUGACCCAGGCCUGCAACUUCUUCUCUUCAUCAUCUUCCUUCUCAUCUACAUCAUCACCCUGGUGGGGAACCUGGGGAUGAUCCUGCUGAUCCUCUCAGACUCUCGGCUCCACACUCCCAUGUAUUUUUUCCUUGGUAACUUGUCACUGGUGGAUUUUUGUUACUCUUCCGCUGUCACUCCUAAAGUCAUGACAGGGCUCCUAAUAGGAGACAAGGUAAUCUCUGACAAUGACUGUGCUGCUCAGAUGUUUGUUUUUGCAGCCUUUGCUACUGUGGAAAAUUACCUGUUGGCUUCAAUGGCCUAUGAUCGCUAUGCUGCAGUGUGUGAGCCUCUACACUAUGCCACUUCCAUGACCAGAAGUAUGUAUGUGUGUCUUAUCAUGGGCUGCUAUAUUCUUGGUUUCUUGAAUGUCUCAGUUUAUCUUGGAGAUACAUUCAGCCUCACUUUCUGUAAGUCUAAUGUGGUCCAUCAUUUUUUCUGUGAUAUGCCAGCAAUCAUGGCUCUCUCUUGCUCUGAUAGACAUGUUAAUGAACUGGUACUUAUUUAUCUAGCCAGCUUCAAUAUCUUCUUUGCUCUCAUAAUAAUAUUAGUAUCCUACAUUAUAAUUUUUAUCACAAUAUUAAAGAUACACUCUGGAACAGGGCAUCAGAAAGCUAUUUCUACCUGUGUCUCCCACUUCACUGCUGUUUUUAUUUUCUAUGGAACUACAAUCUUCAUGUAUUUGCAGCCUAGCUCUAGACAUGCAAUGGACACUGACAAAAUUGUGUCUGUGUUCUACACCAUGGUAAUACCCAUGCUAAACCCCUUAGUUUACAGCCUGAGGAACAAAGAGGUCAAGUGUGCAUUCUUGAAAGUGGUUCUGAGGGAAAAAUAA
This is a messenger RNA of Acomys russatus (golden spiny mouse), 933 nucleotides long. RefSeq names its product olfactory receptor 5B3-like. The record is from RefSeq and is a predicted model, not a curated record. Lineage: Eukaryota; Metazoa; Chordata; Mammalia; Rodentia; Muridae. Bases 1 to 933 code for a protein of 310 amino acids. Gene Ontology annotation, molecular function: olfactory receptor activity; G protein-coupled receptor activity; odorant binding. The transcript has a single exon. Gene Ontology annotation, biological process: G protein-coupled receptor signaling pathway; sensory perception of smell. Gene Ontology annotation, cellular component: membrane.